Pediculus humanus corporis (human body louse) is the source of this 537-nucleotide messenger RNA. RefSeq names its product trafficking protein particle complex subunit, putative. The coding region runs from base 1 to 537 and encodes 178 amino acids. Gene Ontology annotation, cellular component: cis-Golgi network membrane; TRAPP complex; cytosol. The transcript is spliced from 4 exons. Lineage: Eukaryota; Metazoa; Arthropoda; Insecta; Psocodea; Pediculidae. The record is from RefSeq and is a predicted model, not a curated record. Gene Ontology annotation, biological process: endoplasmic reticulum to Golgi vesicle-mediated transport; intra-Golgi vesicle-mediated transport.
AUGUCUCGUCAAGCCAGUAGAUUGGAUCAAAAAAAAGUUAAUUCUGAACUUUUUACAUUAACCUAUGGAACAUUAGUCACACAAUUAUUAAGAGAUUAUGAAAAUGUCGAAGAUGUAAACAAACAACUUGAAAGAAUGGGUUACAAUAUUGGUGUUAGAUUAAUUGAAGAUUUUCUUGCGAGAACAUCGUCUGGACGGUGUACGGAUUUUAAAGAAACUGCUGAAAAAAUUCAAAUGGGAUUUAAAAUGUUUUUGGGUAUAUCACCAAACAUAACAAAUUGGAGUCCAGCUGGAGAUGAAUUUUCAUUGAUAUUCGAUUCGAAUCCUUUAAUUGAAUUUGUCGAAUUACCAGAUAAUUUUAUGCAAUUGAAAUAUUCAAAUAUUUUACCCGGUGUUUUACGUGGAGCUUGCGAAAUGGUUCAAAUGGAAAUAAGUUCUUGGUUUGUACAAGAUCAAUUAAAGGGAGAUAAUUGUACAGAAUUAAGAGUUAAAUUUAUAAAAAGACUGGAAGAUGCCAUACCAGCUGGAGAAGAUUAA